AUGACUAGAGCGCAUAUUCAAGCCUUCAAAGCUGACAAAAUCCCCGUGUUCGAUCGCGGCGAAGAGGAGUACGAGCGCUCGGUCGCAACGCCCAACCUACUCUAUAGAUUUGCCCGACCCGAGUUUGUCUUGCAGCCAGAAACAGCCGCCCAUGUACAGGCGAUCAUCCGCCACGCACGAUCCAGGAAUCUGAAACUCACAAUCAAAUGCGGAGGCCACUCGUACGCAGGCCACUCGACAGCCUUCGAAGGCGUGUCUCUCGAUCUGCGCCGGAUGAACAAGGCCAAGCUGAACAUAGGCUCCAAGACGAUCACGUUCGGCGCUGGGUGUCAGUGGGGACAUGUGUACAAGACCCUGAUCAAUGGCCGGCAUGAUGGAUUCGUGAUCAACGGCGGCCGCUGCCCCUUCGUCGGCGUCGGUGGAUUUUUGCUGGGCGGCGGGCUCGGGCCUUUCUCUCGCAGCAUCGGCAUGGGCAGUGAUACAGUGAAAGAGAUUACGAUCGUCACCGCUGAUGCUAAGCUGCUCACGGUCAAGGACACAGAUCGCAGAGACUCCAACGAAGGGCGCUUGUUUUGGGCGCUACGUGGCGCAGGAGGUGGCAACUUCGGCGUUGUGGUGGAGAUGAAGCUGUCAGUCAAGAAGCUGCAAGGCCCGGGUGGAAUAGUCGUGGCGGGCCGAUAUCAGUGGUUUGCAGACAAGGAACAGAAAGAUCUGUUCGAGCAGGAGGGCUUCAUCUCCACGAUGAACACAUUCUACACCGCCAACUGGCCGGAACGCAUGACGCUUGACACCACGUGGAUUUGCGACCUUCGCCAGAGUUCGGGGAACGGGGUGCGUUUCCUGGCAUACUUCGACGGCAGCAAGGAAGACUUCGACAACACCAUCGACAAGUACAUCAAGCACGAGGAGCUAGCCAAACAGCUUAAGCGACGGGCGCUUCCAGAGAAGUCGACGCGGUUCCUGCACGAAACACUCUGGGCACAGUGGACGGAGGAAACGGUCAAGGCGUUCCCUACGAACAAGAGCUACAGCAUCUACAGCUCCUUCGUCUUCGGUAAUGACCGCCCCACGAUCGAGCGGGUCACAGCAAUCAUCAACAACAGAGCAUCUGCGUUCCGCAAAGCGUUCCCCGGCGAACAGGUCGAGUUCCUGGCUACCUUCAUCCACUCUGGUGGCAAGAUGGGCACCCCGAGCCCCCGCGACUCGGCAUUCUUUUGGCGCGGAGCGAUCUAUCACAUGUAUCUGACGCUGGAAUGGGAUGACAAGUGGAUGGAGUGGGAGAUGCGCAAGUUCUUGAGUGAUACAAAGGCGGAGCUGCGGCCGCUCUCGCUCCAAGGGGAGGCGGCUUUCAUCAACUUCCCGGACGGCGCACUCCGUAAUGCAGUGCACGAGCGGGCCUAUUGGGGAGAUAAUCGCGACGAGCUGCGGCGUGUGAAACAGAUUUGGGACAAGGAUAACUUCUUUCGAUCAGAGCAAGGCGUGCGCCCCCCUGCCAAACCCGAGGGUGUUCCAAACAGCGGAAAAAGUGGCAAGACUAAGGGACCUAGCGACGGAGGGCAAACGGAGGGCUCGGAUGGUCAAGACAAAGACGAAGACUUGACGGAUUCGCUUGCAAGCAAACAGUGGGAGGCUUACGAAACGAAGGACAUCUUGAAGGAUCUCAAGGAACUAGCGGAUAUGGGAUUCUAA
Mycena citricolor is the source of this 1689-nucleotide messenger RNA. The record is from the annotation of a GenBank genome assembly. Lineage: Eukaryota; Fungi; Basidiomycota; Agaricomycetes; Agaricales; Mycenaceae.